AUGAAGCAGACGACAGGCGUUCUUUUGUUCGCUACGGGAUCUUCGGCUUUCUACGCGGGUAACAUCAACUACUUUUCGCCAUCCCUCCACCACCCAUCCCUGGGCAUUUCGAUUCCCAAGGUUGCGGCAAGGACGUAUGAGAGCUCACCAUGGAAGCCUGAGCAGCUCAAAUUCACGCAUGGCGUUGCUUCUGGAGACCCGUACGAUGACAGCGUUAUUCUUUGGACCCGUGCGGCACCAACAAUGGAUAACGACCACUCCAACACCACUGUCAGCGGAACCACAGGGCUGUUCAGCCAUGAGACCGAAGAGUUUGUGAAGCUCAGCAAGUCCACAGUGUGUGUUGACUGGAAGAUUGCCACGGACGAGAAGUUGGAGAAGGUUGCAGACGAGGGACGUGUGUGGACAAGUUCAGACAUUGACUUCACUGUCAAGGUCGAGGCAAAGAGGCUCUACCCAUUCACUACGUACUAUUAUCAGUUUAACAUUUGCGAUUCGGACAAGAGCUCGCCCGUCGGUCGGACCAAAACACUCCCGGCAAGGGGCAAGAAAGUACCUUCUGAUAUCAAACUUGCCGUGUACUCGUGCAGCAACUAUCCUCAGGGCUUUUUCAACGUAUUCGGAAACACCGUAAGGAAGGAUUCGGUAGACUUCAUUGUUUUUCUCGGUGACUAUAUCUACGAGUAUAAGAACGGACAGUAUGGCUGGGGUGAUGCUCUUGGCCGCAUUCCGCAACCAGAUCGGUUAACAUUCACCCUGUAUGACUACCGAAGGAGGAUUGCGACCUACCGUACCGACUUGGACUUGGUUGCCAACCACAUGAAGUUUCCUUGGAUUCAGGUGUGGGAUGAUCAUGAGGUGGCGGACAAUACGUGGCGUGAUGGAAGUUCUUUUCUGCAAAAUACCGAGGAUUCAUUCAUCCGCGAUGGCGGUGUCUCGACAGAUAGCCGUAAGGCAAACGCUGUUAGAGCUUAUUUCGAAUGGAUGCCCAUCCGUCAGGUAGAUAUGGAUGAUAACCUGCGCAUCUGGAGAGAUUUCAAGUUCGGCGAUCUAUUCGACCUCAUCAUGUUGGACACCCGGCAAUAUGACCGGUCCAUCACCGAUAUCUACACUAACGUCGAAUACAUCAAAGCCAUCUCCAACGACACCUCCCGCUCCCUCAUGGGUCCCCGUCAAGAAGCCUGGUUCUACCGCACCCUCAAGCAAUCCUCCAAGCGCGGCACCAAGUGGCGUCUCAUCGGCAACCAGGUCGUCUUCAGCCAGCUGAUCGUCAGCGACGACGUGGACCUGCCCUUCAACUACGACGCCUGGGACGGCUACGUGGCCAACCGCAACCGCACCUUUGCUACGCUCUACGAGAACAACAUCACCAACAACAUCAUGCUAGCAGGCGAUUCGCACGCCUCGUGGGUUUCCGAUCUUGUCUGGCUCGACGGACCGACUGACCAAAACGAAUACGACCCCAUCACAGGCCGCGGGUCAAUCGGCGUCGAGUUCGCCGGCAGCGCGGUCACGAGCCCCAGUCCGCUGGGGCAGAAUAUCACGAUGAAGGAAACGGAGGCGAGCACGAAGUUGUUGACGAGCGUUAAUAAGGAGCUGCAGUGGACGGAUCUGUAUUAUAGGGGGUACUAUGAAUUGAGUAUUGGGUAUGAAGGGGUGAAUGCUAGGUUUUAUGGGUCGCCGGAUAUUAGGACUAGGAACGGGUUUGAGGUGUCGUUGGCGAACUUUACGGUUAGGGAUGGGGAGAAUAGGUUGCAGAGGUAUGGAGAGGAGAUGGUGGCGAGUGUGGAUGGGAAGGUGGAGUUUGGAAGUUUGCAGAGGGGGAGGACGGUGACGACGAAUUCGACGUAUGAUACGGAGGGGAGGAGGUGGUUUGUUUUUGGGGGGAAGUGA
Molecule: messenger RNA, 1893 nt
Organism: Neurospora tetraspora
Lineage: Eukaryota; Fungi; Ascomycota; Sordariomycetes; Sordariales; Sordariaceae
Product: PhoD-like phosphatase-domain-containing protein
Exons: 6
Coding region: 1-1893 (630 amino acids)
Source: RefSeq, a predicted model, not a curated record